Vitis vinifera (wine grape) is the source of this 1458-nucleotide messenger RNA. RefSeq lists its product as uncharacterized. The record is from RefSeq and is a predicted model, not a curated record. NCBI's taxonomy places the organism in Eukaryota, Viridiplantae, Streptophyta, Magnoliopsida, Vitales, Vitaceae. The coding region runs from base 498 to 1181 and encodes 227 amino acids. The transcript has a single exon.
AACUGAGCCGAGCAGCCAUGAAUGGGUUUGAUUGAGAGGGCGAGAGGGAGUCAAUUCAACAACUAUCCGCUCCUUUCUUCAUUCUAAAGAGGACACACACCAACCCCACCAUCAAAAGUAAAAGAAACGAAAGUAUCUAAUUCAUAUAAUGAAACGGGCACAAGCUGUCCUCUUUGUGAUCUUCUUCUUCUUCAGAGAGAGAGAGAGAGAGAGGGAUGGUAAUAUUUGAGUAAGCAAGAAUAGAAGAGAGACAGAAGAAAGGAGCGUGUGAAGAAGAAGAAUAAAGUGGAAGACAAAAGAAGUCUCACCUUCGCUUCUUUGUCCUUUGUUUCUAUUAGCAAUCAAGAUUAAAGGACCCAUCAAUGGCUCCGCCUCUCUCCUCUGUAUAAAGAAACCCUCAUUGCCAUAGCAGCCCGAAGAAAACUUUAUCUUUUCUUGCAGGGAAACAACAAUCUUACCCAACAGAGCCAGCUAGUACUGCCAUUGCACCGGCCGCAAUGCUGCUAAAAACCUCCUUUUCUAACACCAAGAAGUUCUUUCAAAGAACUCUGCAAAGCUUCAAGUCCUUUCUAUCAGGAGGCUAUCAAAGGCUACCAAAGACCCCUCCCUUCAAUCCUUUUUCUUGCGGCGGAGGCGGCUCCCACUUCAACGUCCACCCAAGUUAUGGAGAAUUGGACAAGUUGUACACAGACUUCACCGACCAGUGGGAUUCCGGGAAGGGCAAGGCGAGAAAGAGAAGCAAGAAGAAGACUGCAACAGCAUCGCCUGCAAUAAAAACACAAGAGAAGGACAUCUACAGUGGAAGCUUCAUGAAGUUCGCAAAGGUAAAAACAGUGAAUAAUAAUGAGAUGGAAAGAAGAGUCCAUGAUACGAAAAGGAGAAGCGUCCAUGAAGGAAAGAGGGGAGAGGAGCACUCAUCCUGUCCAGGUAUGGAAGAGGAAAGGAGUUAUUUGGUAGCACAAAAGCUCAGGGAGUUGGAGAUGAUGGAUGUGGGCAAUGUGGAUCAUGUUCUGGACAUAGAAGAAGUUCUCCAUUACUAUUCUCGCCUCACUUGCCCUCCCUAUCUCGACAUGGUCGACAAGUUUUUUAUGAACAUAUUCUCGGAAUUCUUCAGUCCCACUGCAUCAGCUGGGAGCCCCAGCAAGUCAAGGGCCCCCCUCAUUUCAUCCAUGAAGUUGUAGACUUGCCCUAGCUCAAGAAGAUGAAGGAAAAAAAAAAGAAAGCAGGAAAAUUGGAAUUUUCCAACCAUGUGGGCUAGCUCCUAAUGGUUCUUGUCUUGAGACCUAACUUUUCUUUUCUUUGCUUCUCGUUUCUCCUCUCGCUUGUGAUCAUCUUCCUUCAUAAACCACCUUCAUGGUUAGAAAUGAAUGGGUGUCUGUAAUCAAAUUUCAUUUGUUUCUGUUUUCUUGAUUAAUAAGUUUGGCAUUGAAGCCUGAGAAGGCACAAAUUUGUGAAACA